UCGAUAUCAUUAGACGCUUGAAAAAUAUCAUAUGGUCAGGUUUUCAUGAGCGUUUAGUACAACAUGUCUCGGUUAAACAAAAUUAUGACAUUCCGAUCGUUCUGGAGGUCAAAAUCUACCAUUCCAGACAAAUUAAAAGGUGGCUUGCUUGAGAAAAUAGUUGGCUACUUCAGGAACAUUUUAAAUGAUUAUAAAGAUGUUGCUGUGGAAACAGCGAAAGACAUGAGGGAACGGCCAAUAAAAUCUGGGAUCUAUGUUUCACUUAUUACGACAACAGUGGUACUGUGCAAGACCAAUCCUGGGGAGAAAGAGUACCAUUCUCGUCUUACCGAGAGCGUAACAGAUCUCAUGCUUGUCGGCGAACGUAUUCGUAAUCCAAAAAGCGAAUCUGCUGUAAACAGGUUAGCAAGUUAUGCAAAUGAUGGAAGGCUUCGAUGUUACAAUAUAGGCAUUUGUUCACUAAUGUGUUUAAAAAGUCAUGGACCAGACGUUAAACUUUAUUCUGCCAACUGCAAAUAUGUAAAGCCACAUUGGACAGAGUUUUAUAAAACUAUUGUGGAUGUUGGUGUAUUUGGGAAAUGGAUCAAAUUAGAAGAAGCUAUGAAAGACUUUGAUACCAACCCAGAGGAAUGGAUGGAAGACGGACAGCCUAACCCAAAAUUUAAAUACUAUAAAGACAGUUUAGUGUCAUGGGAUAUGAAAUUAAAAUAAUGCUUGAGAAAAUAAAUUUUAAAACAUU
This is a messenger RNA of Mercenaria mercenaria, 739 nucleotides long. Its product is annotated as mitochondrial import inner membrane translocase subunit Tim29-like. The transcript has 2 exons. Gene Ontology annotation, cellular component: TIM22 mitochondrial import inner membrane insertion complex. NCBI's taxonomy places the organism in Eukaryota, Metazoa, Mollusca, Bivalvia, Venerida, Veneridae. Gene Ontology annotation, biological process: protein insertion into mitochondrial inner membrane. The record is from RefSeq and is a predicted model, not a curated record. Bases 64 to 711 code for a protein of 215 amino acids.